Molecule: messenger RNA, 750 nt
Organism: Penicillium digitatum Pd1
Lineage: Eukaryota; Fungi; Ascomycota; Eurotiomycetes; Eurotiales; Aspergillaceae
Source: RefSeq, a predicted model, not a curated record
AUGAACCAUACGCCUCUUCUUGAAUCAAGCCCUCAAACCCACGCAUAUCUCCCAACCCCAACCCCAACCCCUCACAUCACCAUGUCCCCCAGCAAAACUCCAACCCCAGAUCCCCUCGACCCAAUCUCCACAUGGCGCGCCUGGCAAACCCUCACCAUAAUCUACACAAUCCUGCUGAAUCGCCAAAUCCGCCGACGCUGGCUCCUCGAACAAAUUUGCAUGCAAGACAACCCUCUUUACGACCGAUUCCAGCCCCUGAUCUUCCUCGAACCAGUCCCAACCCUCCAAGAGCCCAACACCAACCCAACUCCCUCAAAAUACGCAACCAACAACCCCUUCAACAGAUCCACGAUGCACAAACUACGCACGAGAGCCGCGGUCCUCCGCGCGCGCGUCGAAAAGGGCAAGGAACUCGCCUCCGAGAUCGAGCGGCGCAUGGUCCAGGAUCCGCCGACCAGGUUUCCGACGCAUUUCUGUCACACGUGUGUCCAGGAUGGGGAGAGAGUUGAGAUUUUACUCACCAAGUGUGGACAUCGGGUGUGUAGGACUUGUCUUGGAUAUGGGGUUGAUGGGAACGGGGUUUAUGAGUGUAGUAUUUGUCUUGGGCCGACGGGGUUUGUAGCGCGGAGUCCGUUGGGAUUGGAUGGGGAGUAUUCUGGGGAGGUUUCUUCGAUUUUGACGGGGCGUGGGGGGGAAGGGGAUGGGGAUGAGGAUUGGGACUUUAGUGAGGUUUUGUUCGCUGAUUGUUGA